Mauremys reevesii (Reeves's turtle) is the source of this 2480-nucleotide messenger RNA. RefSeq names its product prenylcysteine oxidase 1 (gene PCYOX1). Bases 78 to 1583 code for a protein of 501 amino acids. The transcript is spliced from 6 exons. The record is from RefSeq and is a predicted model, not a curated record. Gene Ontology annotation, biological process: prenylated protein catabolic process; prenylcysteine catabolic process. NCBI's taxonomy places the organism in Eukaryota, Metazoa, Chordata, Testudines, Geoemydidae. Gene Ontology annotation, molecular function: prenylcysteine oxidase activity.
GCGCGCAUGCUCAGUGCAGCCAAAGUAGCGAAUCCGGAGCGACAGCUGUUUUGGUCGUUACACUGCCCGGGGCGAGCAUGCGGGCCCUGCUGCCGGCGCCCCUGCUCCUGCUCCUGGCCUCCCUCUGGCGGGGGGCGCCGGGGGCCAGUGAGCUGCGCUACCCGCCCGGCAAGAUAGCUGUUAUCGGAGCUGGUAUUGGGGGCACCUCAGCAGCCUAUUUUCUACGCCAGAAGUUUGGGAAAGAUGUACGGAUUGACGUGUUUGAGAAAGGAACGGUGGGGGGCCGUUUGGCUACUAUAAACGUGGAAGGUAAAGACUAUGAAGCAGGAGGGUCCAUCAUCCAUCCUCUUAACCUACAUAUGAAGCAUUUCGUCAAGGAGCUAGGACUUUCUGUUCCUGAGAACCGACAUGGCCUUCUGGGCAUUUACAAUGGAGAAGAAUUUGUGUUUGAGGAGAGUAGCUGGUACAUUAUCAAUAUUCUGAAACUUCUCUGGCAUUAUGGAUUCAAUCCUCUGCGAAUGAACAUGUGGGUGGAAGAUAUCUUGGACAAGUUUAUGAGAAUCUACCGCUAUCAGUCUCAUGACUACUCCUUCAGCAGCAUGGAGGGCUUGUUUCAUGCGCUUGGAGGGAAUGACUUUAUCCAAAUGCUGAAUCGGACCAUUGAUGAGACUUUGCAGAAGGCUGGCUUCUCCCAGAAGUUUAUCUAUGAGGUCGUUACUCCAAUCAUGAGAGUCAAUUAUGGCCAAGGUGUCAACAUUAAUGGGUUUGUAGGUGCGGUGUCUAUGGCAGGUGCUGACUCUGGACUUUGGUCAGUAAAAGGUGGCAACAAACUUGUCUGCACUGGCCUUCUUUAUGCUUCUAAAGCACAACUUAUCUCUGGCACGGUUAUCUCUAUAGAGGAGAGAACACGGCCCAAACGCACAGGAGGUACAGUUAAGCUGUAUGAAGUGAGCUACAACUCUGCAUCAGGGUCAGCUACAGACAUGUACGAUAUAGUUCUCAUUGCUACACCCCUGAAUCGUAAAAUGUCCAUCACCACCUUCCAGAACUUUAACCCGCCCCUUGCACAGUUCUCAGACCAUUACCAUCAGACUGUGGCAACUUUUGUUCAUGGGCGCAUAAACCCAUCCUUCUUCGGCUACAAGGACCCAUCCCGCUUUCAUUUAGCCAACAUUUUCACAACAGAAGAUCCCAAGCUAUUUAUCAACAGUAUAGGUGUUGUGUCUCCUGUCCAAAACACACACGAGGAAGUGAAGCAACCCAUGGGCCCUGCCAUUUGGAAAGUGUUCUCGAAAGAACCUCUCACCAAGGAGCAGAUGAAUUUACUUUUCUCAUCCUAUGACUCUGUGAAAGAGAAGAAGUGGCUGGCUUACCCGCACUACAGUCUCCCAAACAAAUGCCCACCUAUAAUCCUGCACGAUAGAAUAUACUACCUUAAUGGCAUAGAAUGGGCGGCAAGUGCCAUGGAAAUGAGCGCAGUUGCCGCCAAAAAUGCAGCCCUCCUUUCUUAUCAUCGCUGGUAUGGAAACGUGGACAUGAUUGACCAGGAGGAUUUACAUGAGAAACUCAAAACAGAGCUGUGAGUUUUACCCAGGUAUGAGCGACAAAUCCCCACGGCUGAUGAGUCUAGAUUGCCCAGUGACGGCCAGAGGAAAUUGAUCAUGGUAUUGAUCAAAUGCUACAUCUUUCUGGCCCCCCUUACUGUUAAAAAUGAAUAUAUGGCAAUAUUUUCCCCUCUAACCUGAUACAGUAGUCACAAGUGUUACCUAUCACAAUAAUGAAGAUGGAAAAAUUCCAGAGAGGUGUAGGAUUUUUAAAUUUCUCCUUCCCCUAUGUAUUCUGACCCCAGCUCAGGAAAGCACUUAAGCAUGUACUAAAGCCCAUCCCUAUUCAAGAUAAGCACUUAAGCAAGUAUUUAAAGUUAAGCAUGUGCUUAAGUGCAGUCCUGAAUAGGGAUAUGUUCCUGAAUCAGGACCUGUUUAUGUGUAAUCACCUAGGCCCCGAUCUUGUUGACAGGAAAGCAUGUGGUUAAAUAUUUGCAGGAAAAGGCCUUAGUGGCUCCUGUGGUGUGACAGAAACUCUUAAAUAUAGGAAAAAGGCAGGGGGAUAUGGAGCCAGGUGUAACAUAUAUAUUUAAUUUUAAAAAUUGAUAAAAUCAAAUUCUGAAACUAGCCUGUAAGAGCUGGUCCCAUGUUAUUGGCUCACUUCAUUUCCAACUGCUAACCUUUAAGUCCAGUACAAAUUAAUUCCAUGGUUUCCUAACAUAGUGUCAGCUUUCCAUUUUAAGCAAUUGCUUUUGUUGCCACAGGGGUCUUAUGCGAGUAGAAAGAGGCAAUGCCCUACCAUCUGAAAAGGUUUGGGAAGCCUUUUUACUAGAUUUGACUUUGCUUCUUUUAAGGAAAAUAAUUUUAAAUUGGUUUUAAAGAGGUUUUCUGUACCAGAAGACCAACACCUAGAAAAUCUCCACCAAGCAUUCUCAA